AUAAACCGGAAGCAGUUCUAUGGAAACAAACAUCAUGGAGGGAAACGUAUGAAGCUGGAUUAAUUUUCUAUACAAAAUCACGUUAUUUUAAUACUGUAAAUCAAAACCAUGCCAAUCACAAAGAUUCCAAUUGUUCACAAGUUUGGUAUAAUAUCACAUAGUCAAAGACUAGAGUUACAGGAACGUUUACUCAAACAGUCUUACCUGCAGAGUGUUGAAAGUCAAAAAGUUAUACAAACAAGUCGUAAUCCAUUAGAAGUUACAGAGGAAUUUGUAUAUCAGUAUAACAAUGCUAAAACAUUGGAUGAGAGAGAGAAAUACGAGGCUACAGCUCAUAAAAUGUUGGAAAGAUCCAAGAGAAGAUCUGGUUUGCGGCUUAAUGGAUUAGGACAAUAUGUAAAUUUACCAAUGGCAUGGACUGAGCUAGCUCAGUUGGCUCAGUGUAAGGGUAAAAUACAGGAAGAAUGUCUAGAUGUAUUGAUAACCACACUUGACCAGUCACCUCUAGAGAGAUUUCACAUCCCAGCUUUGUUUUUUCUGGCAGAGACAAUGUUAUACUGGCUCAGGACAGAUGCUGUUCAUCAACCAUAUCUUAGAACAGGAGAAAUUAAACUUUUAAAGAUGGGACAACUGGCUUUCACCCGAUUGUUUUACCAUCACAUGGCAGGACAACUCCAAGGACAAAACGAGUUUAAAAACAGACUCUUUACAUAUUUAGAUGGUUUAUCUGAAUGUCAAGAAGCAUACAGCCCAUAUCCAAAUGCCUUGUUGUCACUAAGAUUUAUUAUAACUGUUGGGAAAAUAAUCAUGGCAGACACUGAAGUGGAACCUGGAGAGAUAAAGGAAGGAGAUAAUGUAUCAAAACCCCGGACACCACUCAGUCGACCAAGUAUGCCUUACAGCAGAGGAACAUCUGGAACAGCACAUGAUCGACAUGAAAAUAGUGAGAGACAAAGCCACUCAGCUCACAGUGGGGCAAUUAGUAGUAGCGUACAUGAUCUGAGCCCAACCUUAUGGCAUGCUUUGGAUGUGUGGAGGUGUACCAAUCAUCUUGGUGGUGGGUUGGCUGAAGCCUUGCAAGCUCUAGCUACCUGUGGAAUGGGAUUGUCAAAUGAAAACUGGGUUGACAGCAUGAUAGCUUUACAAAUAUUGGCUGAAGCAGCUAAAUCCAAUAUAGCAGCGAUGAAAAUCCUUCAUAGUCUAGCUCGAGGGUCAAGACCUAAAGUGAAGGGAGGAUCUCCACCAGACAGUUCAAGAUCAGAUGACUCAGUUGAAACAGGUCGUGAUGUAUACAGUGUUACCAGUGACAACUCUGAAAAAGCUCAUGAAUCAAGAAGUGUUGGGAGUUCUAAACCAAGUCUUAGUGAUAUCUAUGAACGUAGUGAGGAAGAUCAUGACUCGGCCAGAAAAUCUAAACAUACAAGAUCAGAUCAAGAAAAACAGGACAACUCUCCAGAAAAGUCACCAGAACAACAAAAAACUGCACUAAGUAUUGAAAAUCUAGAAAAGUUUGAGUCCAGUUUGAAAAAAGAAAAACCACAAAGGACAACUGCUAGUCGUGAGAGAGAAGUAUCAUUUGCUGAAAAUGCAAAGAACAAAAUUACUGACAAAAACAGAAUUAAAACAUAUACCAGAGAUUCAGUGAGAACAAAUCCAUCUACUAGGGAUUCUAAAAGGGCCUCUAGUUAUCAGUCUGACCCUUUACCUGGUACCGCUUGGAAGGCUGAAGUAGGAUCAGAUUUACCAAGUGGAAGAGCAUCUGAAGCUAGCUCUGUUCCUACUUACACUAAUUUACCUGUAUCAGACACUCCUGGAAUCAAUGGUUGGCACUGGGAAGUUGCCAUUACUUUUACUGACACUUUAGCAGAGAUUUGCCUUUAUGGAAGUAAUGCUAAUAUACAAAAGAUAGCAUUAAUGGGUAUUAAUAAAGAUGUAUCAGAACCAUUCAAGCGUGGUUAUUCCAGUGUACCAUUAGUCAGUGCCGGACUACUAGACUUGGCUUUCUUUCAUGCCACCAAUGAAGUUAGGGAUGGAGGUCCUAAUGACUGGAGUUGGAGAAUAAGGUUUGGUGCUAUACAAUCUUUAGUAAAGAUUUGUCGUAGUUUGGCCAGUGAUAAAGCUAGAGAAGGGAUGAGAACAGCUGCUUGGAACAGUCUACUUAGGGCACAUUCAAUGGAGAAGGAUGACAGAGUCCUAGAGGCAUUAAAAGUUGGACAGGUACAUACAGAUUUAGAGGGCCUAUUAAACAAACCAACAUUAUCCAACCCUGGUAGACUUGGUGGAAUGAUAGCUGGUGGUCUGUCUAACAUCUACCUACCACCCCUGCCUCCAGCAGUUAAUCCUUACAUACCUCCUGUAAGAAAGAGUUCACCUCCACCAAAGAUACAGCAAGUAUCACCAAGACAGAAGAAACCUAACAGAACAACACUUAAGGAGGAAAUACAGCUAGCCACAGCUUUAUAUGAACCACCUGUUGGCGUAAAUACUAGACUAAGCUUUGAUUUGAGGAGAAUUGUUGAAGAUCAGUGGAGAAAAGAGUUGCAGCUUGAUUUGGAAAAGGAAGAAAAAGAUAGACAAAAAGAAAUAGAAAUAAAUCAAAAGGAAGAAGAAGAUAGACAGAAGGAACUUGAAGUUAGAAGAGCUCAGAAACUGCAAAAAAUCUUAGGAUAGUCCUUCUAUAAUUUUCAGAUUGAAAAAGAAAUGUUAACCACUUUUUAGAGCUAUGAAAAUUUAAGUCAAAAUUAAGAGCAAGGAAUUAAUGACAAUAUGUUGUUGUUGCACAUGUUAGGCUAGGAAAGGAACUUAAUAUAUUUCUAUCUGUGGAUUUAACAGUUUUAUGUGUUGUAAGAUUGAUUCUAGCUAUUACAAACUCUCAUUGUGAUUAAGAUCACCCCAAACUUAGGAUAUAUUUGUGACAUAUUUUUGAUAGUUUGGAAAUGCUUUUAUUUCAUUUAGAAUCACUUUUAGGCUUCAUUUAUGUUUAUAGUUUUGUAGUAUAAAGUGCCAGAAUUAUUGUCAAAUGGUUUUCAGUUUCUAGGGAUGAUAAAAAAUGAGAAGGAUAUACACCAUUUUAUGCUUUAUAAAUUUAAUGAACAAUCUAUCUAAGGAUUAUAAAUUAGUAAGGCGAGAAAAUAAUUAAUGACAUUUUUUAAAAUAUCUUCAUUUAUCAUUACAAAUAGUUACAGAUCACUGAUUGUGGUGAUACAUUAACACUUAGUACGACUCCUCAUUAUCUAGUAGGUAUAAACAAGAAAUAAAUUUUAAAAUACCUUAAAUAUUCCUGUUUCAUUUAAAUUGCUUCAAUAGAUAACAGCUCCAAGUUAUAUUGGUCCAUAAAUGAUUUAAUUUAUGUCCAUUAAAAAAUUCAAAGACAGAAAACUUUAUAUUAUGGCCAAUUUUUAAGUAUACAACAUAUUUUUUAAUUUGCAAUGAUCUCAAUAAAACUUAUCAACCAGUACUGUUAUACAGUUAUAGACUAUGGAACCUAUUAGAAGACGUAUUUGUUCAUGGUUGCUUGUGAGAAAUAUGUAGCUUACUCUUUUCAACCACUUAAAACUAAAUUAGAUGAUCUGUUCCUCAGGAGACAUUUAGCCUCUAGAUUAAAUAAGAUAUCAUAAGCUUCUAGUCUUACCUUUUUUAUAUUUACCCUGUAAAAAAACAGUUAUCUAUUUAAGGAUAUUGGAAGACUGCUUACUUGAGACAAAUGUUUUACAGAACUUAUUUUCCCAGUAUAUUCAUUGUCAUAAAUUUCACUUUUCAUUAGGACAUGUUUUAUCAGGAUUUACAUUUUUUAUUUUGUAUAACAAUAUGUCUAUAUAUUAUUUGCAUUUUAUGUGAGUUUUUAUCCAUUGUUUAUGCUUUACAUUGUAUCUGUGAUAGAAUAUUAAUUUUAUGAUUUCAAGUCAAUGAAUAUUUCCAGAAAUAAAUGUAUGGGGAUUGAAAUCCAGUAGCAUAACCAAGCAGUUUAUAAUGGGGAUCAAGAUAAAAGUGUUUGUCAGAACCUUUUUUAAAAUACUUAAUAUAUUAGUUCACUUAUUAUGUAGUUCUAAACUUGAAAGUGAAAUUGUUAUUGGAGAAAAUAGGUCAGUGUGACCUAUUUUUUUUUGGGAGGCUGCUAUUCUCAAAAAGAUGUAUCUUAAUAAGUUAUAUCAAUUUAGAUCAAUUAUUAUUAUCAGACAUAAAACUUCAUCUAAGUCAAUGAAUUGUAUUAUCUAGGUCAGGGUGACCUACUUUUAAAGGAAUAUUGGCAUACUUCACACAAUGCAUCCUUACACCAAAUUAUAUGAUUGAAGGUUACUUAGUAUCUAAAAACUGAACUCUGACUUGCAACUUAAUGAAGUUAAAAAACUGUAUCAAAGCCAUUAAACCAAAAUUUAUGGGUCAUGUGACCUCAUCUUCUGCAACACAAGUGCAGAUUUUAACAAAACCAUUAAUUUUUAAGUCUACAGUAUGAAAAUUUUUACAUUAGAAAAUUUAUAUACAAAGUUGUUGUUAAUUUUGGAACACUCAUAAUAAUAAAAAGACUUUUUGAUAGUA
Molecule: messenger RNA, 4536 nt
Organism: Mytilus californianus (California mussel)
Lineage: Eukaryota; Metazoa; Mollusca; Bivalvia; Mytilida; Mytilidae
Product: transmembrane protein 232-like
Exons: 16
Coding region: 109-2670 (853 amino acids)
Source: RefSeq, a predicted model, not a curated record